Messenger RNA from Sitophilus oryzae (rice weevil), 762 nucleotides. RefSeq lists its product as uncharacterized. The coding region runs from base 1 to 762 and encodes 253 amino acids. The record is from RefSeq and is a predicted model, not a curated record. NCBI's taxonomy places the organism in Eukaryota, Metazoa, Arthropoda, Insecta, Coleoptera, Curculionidae. The transcript has a single exon.
AUGAAGUCUAGAGCAGUUAAACUAAGCCACUCUGAUUAUGUAGAGGAAUCUGUGGCUCUUUUAAAAAAUAUUUUGAUUGACAAUUCUUAUCCAGAAAAAAUCAUUAAUAGGUUUUUGUUUCAUACAGCUAUAGUGAACAAUAAUAACCAGCGACCUACAGCACAACAACUACCUAAUAUCACUAAUACUCCUCUUGAACCUAACCGAGUGACAGAGGAUCAAAAUGGACAACUUGUCAGUUAUUUCUCUUUACCUUAUAUAGAUAAUCUUACAUAUAAACUGGCAAACGUUUUCAGACAACAUAAUAAUAUUAAAAUUGCUAACAAACAAGUCAAGGCUCUCUCUAAACUCUAUUCGAGAACUAAGACACCACUUCAAAUAAUGGAAAAUUGGAAUGUUGUGUACAGGUUGCAAUGUAGAGAUUGCGAUUUGUCUUAUAUAGGCCAAACUUCUAGAAACUUAAAAGGUCGUAUCACAUCUCAUAAAAGUGACUGUAGAAGGGGCGUUUUGUCAUGUGCAUUGUCGGAACAUGUUAACAAUUUAGACCACAGGAUAGACUGGGAUGGUGCUGAGAUUCUGGAUAGAGCUGACUCAUUUUGUAAAAGAACUUUUCUUGAAAUGGUUCACAUAAAUUCACAAGUUAACACCAUGAAUAAAAGAAGUGACACCCAGAGUCUUAGUGUCAUUUACGGUUACAUUUUAGACUUGUACAGUGGCAAAUAUGGUUCAUUGCGACAAGUGGCUACUCAAGGUUCUCAAUAG